Messenger RNA from Nerophis lumbriciformis (worm pipefish), 4513 nucleotides. It is a transcript of the gene ntn2, whose product is annotated as netrin 2. NCBI's taxonomy places the organism in Eukaryota, Metazoa, Chordata, Actinopteri, Syngnathiformes, Syngnathidae. Gene Ontology annotation, molecular function: protein binding. Gene Ontology annotation, biological process: dendrite development; motor neuron axon guidance; tissue development. The record is from RefSeq and is a predicted model, not a curated record. Gene Ontology annotation, cellular component: basement membrane.
AUGAGGUGUUUGGCCACCAGAGGACGCCCAUUCCCUGUUAAAGCAAUUGCCGAAGAAGAAGCAGGCCUAUAACUACAGACGCCGUCGUCGUUGUGUAUGGGAUGUCCAUAAAAGAGGUCUCACAUUUCGGACAAAAACGACCACUUUAGGCUCCCAAGUGUGACAACUUGAAGGAGAAGCUUCCAUCUCAUAUUAUAUGAUGUCUGAAACGACUGGGUCGCAUAGUGAUGCGGGUGUGGUUCUCCCAAGGAUGCAGACGGCUUCGGACACAGCUUGCAGGAAGGGCCUGAUGUGAAGGGUCACCGAGCUCAGACACUUGUCUUCCUCUUUGCAGUAAUUAAGCACAUCUAAGGGAGAUUUUAGUGAGCCGUUGGACAGGCAGGCUUUAAGAGCAGAAUGAGGGAACCCUGGAGGUACCUGCUGUGCUUGUGCCUCCUGGCCUGCUCAGCCUCCUCACACAGCGCGAACAAUCCCUUUGCGGGGCAACAGACCCCUGUGGACCCUUGCUACGACGAUGCCGGUGCAGCCCGCCGCUGUAUCCCAGAGUUCAUCAACGCCGCCUUUGGAAAAGAGGUGGCAGUGUCCAGCAUGUGCGGCCGCCCACCGUCCCGCUCUUGUAGCGUGGUGGAGCGUGGUGAUGACCGGCCGUCCGUGCGCACGUGCCAGAUCUGCGACGCCGUCGACCCUCGCCGGUCCCAUCCGGCUUCCUACCUCACAGAUCUCAACUCUGCUCACAACCUGACUUACUGGCAAUCGGAGAACCUCAACACGUCACCAUACAAUGUGACUCUGACUCUUUCUCUUGGUAAAAAGUUUGAGAUCACCUAUGUAAGUUUACAGUUCUGCUCGCCAAGACCUGAAUCACUGGCCAUCUACAAGAGCAUGGACUAUGGCAAGACCUGGACGCCCUACCAAUUCUACUCGUCACAGUGUCGACGCGUGUACAAUCGACCCAACAAAGCAAGCAUUACAAAGCAGAAUGAACAGGAAGCGCUGUGUACUGACGGCCACACAGACCUCUACCCCCUCUCUGGAGGACUCAUAGCUUUCAGCACCUUGGAUGGACGACCGUCGGGCAAGGACUUUGACAACAGCCCGGUCCUUCAGGACUGGGUGACCGUCACUGACAUCCGCGUGGUCUUCAGCCGGCCCCAACAGUCGCGGGAGCUGGCGGCCGGAAGCAACAGCGGAGGAGGGAGGGACAACGACCCCAUGGCGGUGACCUCGACGCUGCCGACGUAUUUCUACGCGGUGGGCGACUUCCAGGUGGGCGGAAGGUGCAAGUGCAACGGCCACGGGUCACGGUGCCUGAAUGACAAGGAGGGCAAGCUGGUGUGCGACUGCAAGCACAACACAGAAGGACCCGAAUGCGACCGCUGUAAGCCCUUCCAUUACGACCGGCCAUGGCAGAGGGCGAGUGCCCGCGAGGCCAAUGAGUGUUUACCGUGUAACUGCAACCUGCACGCCCGCCGCUGUCGUUUCAACAUGGAGCUGUACAAGCUGUCGGGGAGGAAGAGCGGGGGCGUGUGCAUGAACUGCCGCCACAACACCGCGGGACGCCAUUGCCACUACUGCAAGGAGGGCUUCUACCGAGACAUGGCCCGACCCAUCUCUCACCGCAGGGCUUGCAAGGCUUGUGACUGUCACCCUGUGGGAGCAGCGGGUAAGACAUGUAACCAAACCACGGGCCAGUGCCCCUGCAAGGACGGCGUCACCGGCAUCACCUGCAAUCGCUGCGCCAAAGGCUACCAGCAGAGCCGCUCCCCCGUCGCCCCCUGCAUCAAGAUCCCCGUGGUCAACCCCACAGCUGUAGUGAGCAGCACAGAAGAACCAGCAGACUGUGAGUCGUACUGCAAACCAGUGAAGGGCAACCUGAAGAUCAACAUGAAGAAGUAUUGCAAAAAGGAUUAUGCGGUCCAAGUCAACGUGCUGGACAUGGAGACGGUCGGCGACUGGGCCAAGUUUUCGGUCAACGUCAUGUCUGUGUACAAGAGCCGCGGCGAGCCCCUGAAGCGCGGGGACAACAUCUUGUGGGUGCACAUGAAGGACCUGGCCUGCAAGUGUCCCAAGAUCCAGAUGAGCAAGCGCUUCCUGGUCAUGGGUGGCAGCGACGGCACGGGAGGAGCGGGGCCCGGAGUGGGGCCCGGCGGGGGCACCUCCAACUACGGGACGGAACGGGUGGGUCUCCUGGCCGAUAAGAACAGCUUGGUGAUCCAGUGGCGGGACGUUUGGACGAGACGACUGAGGAAGUUCCAGCGCAAGGAGAAGAAGGGGAAAUGCGGCAAAGCAUGAUGGGGCCCCCCCGACCCCGCCGCCUUUUGUUGUUUUUCCAUCACGGGACCGCCGCACAUUACCAAGACUGCAUGUACCCUACAGUACCUGUUUAAGGACCACAUUUUGUGUAUAUUGUAUAAUUAUUGUCCUUUUCUAUUUGUCUUUCCUGUCCUAUUGGUUUGCCUUGAAAAGGGACCAUUAAAAAGGGUACCAAGUGGAGACACAAGCAGACCUUGCCUUUGGAACCAUCCGCUCCGUUUACGACCCACCCAGUUCUUCAGAAAGGAUUUUGAGACGAACCAGAACUCCAGUCCUGACGGCGGGAUCUCCGCCAUUUUUUUUUUUUUUUUUUUUUUUUUUAUAAUCAGCCGGACCACUUGAGAAAUGUUUAUUUGCUGCUCAUUUUUUGUGACGGAGGAUUAGCAGGAACCUUUGACUCUCCUCUUGUCUCAGCUGGGAAUUUUCCACAACAAACUGCUGCUGCCUCCAUGCUGGACUCAUGCAAGCUCCUCUUCUUUCUCUCCUCCGGAUGAUUCCCCGUGUCAUGUCCUAGACGCAACUAAACAACCGGACUAUUUAGACUGGAAAGUUUUUCGGCGAGUGUUCUGUAUUAUGACAUGGCGGUAUCGCGUUUCAUCCCUCGUGUGCUUUCUGUUUGCAUGCUUGCGGUUAGCGCCGCAACCCUCAAGACGUAUCUCGCCCUCUCAUCCUUUGCCAAAUGACCAUAGUCGGGGGUUUCAAUGUGAUUAAGACGACUAUGGAAGUCAAGGCUCUCAAGAUAAACACGAAUUGGAGGGGUAGCCGGCGUCCAGAUAGCGAGCGCGCUGACAGCCACGUCAUGCGCGUUAGCAGCUGUUUGGCUGCGAGUUUGGUUUGUCCUUUCUCCAAGAGUGUCUCUCCCAAGCCAAGAACCCAGCCCCACGCCCCCUCAUGUUGUGUAUGGAGUGUUUUAGAUAUGUGACAGGUCUUUCAAGAAUGUAUGUCCAACUGUGAAGAACUCACUCAAAUGUGUGGAUCGUGUGAGUUAGCCCUAAGAAUGUCCAUGUCACGCCUCCAAAAAUAACCCUAACCAAAAUACGUUUGGAGCAACAACCGAUGCUUUGACAGCAUCUACUACUGUGGAACCUCCCAAGCCGAGGUGUUCUCUUUCCAAAUCAAUGUUUCCCAAUAGGACAUCAUGUAUAGUGCAUUGGAAAACUACAAAAAUAUAGUAAAAUGGACAGAAGACUGGCCAAUAAUGGAGAGGGAACUGGAAAUGGUCUGUUGCAAGUAGGGAUGGGUACAUCAUUUGGUACUUUAAUGAGUACUCGCCAAAUUUUGUAUCGAUUUAGAGCUGCAAGUAUGCCUGAUAGAAAACGCUUAAACGUACAGUGAGGCUACACUUUUCAAAAUGUGCUAGCUCAAUGCUAAUUAAUAUGGGAUUUGCUGUAGACAUGCUACGGAUUAGCAUUAGAGAUUUUACAUGGCAAUUUCUUUUUUUUCAUUAAAUUUUUGACAUCCAGCAUCAGACAGUCCUAUCCAUUACAUUAUAUUUACAUACAUCAUAUAUCUUUUGUCUGCCCUAAAUGUCAAAAUAUUUUUUUGUUUAUGUCCCAACGAUGACACCCCCCCCCAAAAGAAAGAAACAGCAAGAAAACAAAAUAUUUACAGAUAAAUCAAUUAAAUAAAGAAAAAAUAAUAAUAAUAAUAAUAGUAGUAAUAAUAAAUUAAUAAUAAUAAUAAUCACAAAUAAAAUAAAAGAAUAUAAGCAGAUAAUAAAUAAUAUAUAUAUUUUUUUAAAGGGACAAAUUAGUACUGGCCGAAUUUUGUUGGUACUACCGUGUAUCGAUUUAAAGCUGCAAGUAUGCCUGAUAGAAAACGCUUAAACGUACAAUGAGGCAAAACUUUUCAAAAUGUGCUAGCUCAAUGCUAAUUAAUAUGGGAUUUGCUGUAGACAUGCUACAGAUUAGCAUUAGCAAUUUUACAUGGCGAUUUCUUUUUUUUUUCAUUUAAUUUUUGACAUCCAGCAUCAGACAUUCCUAUCCAUUACAUCAUAUUUACAUACAUCAUACAUAUGUUGUCUGCUCUAAAUGUCAAAAUAUUUUUUUGUUUAUAUCCCAAUGAUGCCAACCCCCACCCCCAAAAGAAAGAAACAGCAAGAAAACAAAAUAUUUACAGAUAAAUCAAUUAAAUAAAUAAAAAAUAAAUAACAAUAAUAGUAAUAAUAAAUUAACAAUAAUAAUAAUCAGAAAUAAAAUAA